Molecule: messenger RNA, 3378 nt
Organism: Penicillium waksmanii
Lineage: Eukaryota; Fungi; Ascomycota; Eurotiomycetes; Eurotiales; Aspergillaceae
Product: DUF3723 domain-containing protein
Exons: 4
Coding region: 1-3378 (1125 amino acids)
Source: RefSeq, a predicted model, not a curated record
AUGGAUGAGACUUUGUACACGGAAAGUGAACUUCGGCUUGUGACAGAAAGACAUCGAAAGUAUCAAGGGACCGCCAAAAUUAAUAUUAGUCAAAUUGUCCCUCACCCGUCUGUCUCUCAUCAUCUGAACGCGACAAAUGUGCGAAGGCUCUGUGAAGUAUUUGACAAAGAAGGUUGCCGACGACUUGAUGUCUACAACCAUGUUAGUGCCGUGGUGUCGAGCCAGCAUCUUCAUGAUGCUCUUCGAUCCGCACAAGUGAGUGCCGCCGAGAUGAUGACUGACCAACCGAAUCGAUACCCACACCUGCAUUUCAACUCCGAUCAGGUAAAGUGCCUACAUGGUCAACAUCGAUUAAAAGCUGGAGAGGAACAUUUGUCACCCAUCGACCAAUGGUGGACUGUCAAUUUGUACUUGGAUGAUAUCAGCCCCGGCCUGCAAACAACCAUAAUUGAAGAAUACUCAAAUGAGAAAGUCCCGACUGACGGUGAGAUUUACCGCAAAGUACGACAAUAUCGAUAUGAGGCAAAUGCACACUUUGAGAAUCGGUGGCUGGCACGGUUGUCAGAGAACAAGGCCAGAAGACUUCGGGGGCUGGAGUCUCAUCCAACUGUCAGAGCUGCUUUUGAUUCCUUGCUUGUCCUACCAUCUCUAGUAGUACAUGGUAUGCAGAUUGGUUCCUUUCCGCAGGCCCUGGCUAUCUGCUGUGAUGAGGAGAUAGUGCAUGCGCUGAAUAGACUUCUACAAUUCUGGUCAUCACUUCUAGGAAACGAUCGUAUCAAAAUGCUUAAGGUCGAUCCACAUACAGUGGAAACCUUACAACUUUUGGCACCUGGUGUUUCUUCGAGAGACAGAACCACUGUGAAAGGGCUUGUGCACAGUGGUGGAAUCAUCGAUCUGGAAACGAUUGAGGAAGACGGAAGGAAUCAUACCGUCUCUACAUACAUUUUCAAAAAUCUGUGGUACCUGGAGUCCUGCGCGAACUGCAUGAAACGACUGAUCACACCAAACAAAUCUUUCCCGACGAUCAGAAGCGCCAUGCGUGCCGCGUUCUUGCCGUUCGACCCUGACAGUGCGCGUUGCUGUAUACAGAUAUCCGAAUCAGAGUUUCGAGAAUAUGCACGCCCUCAGGCUGAUCAUGCAGAGCUUGGAUACAGACAGCUUUGGCUCUAUGCUAUGCGCCAUUACCCAAGGUUAUCCAAAAAGCAGCAAAAGAAGGGCCAUAUCGCAAAACCUCAACGUGAGACGGUGGAUGAUAUGAUCCUGUACGACAUGGCGGUACUUGCAAAGAGGCUUGGAUUUCAAUCACCAGAAAUCGAGCAGCUCAUCCAGCAAUCGCCGGAUCGUCAAAUCGCGCGAGAUGCUCUUUUGAAGGCUCGCCGACCAGAUCGUUACCGGUAUGACGAGGGGGAAGUUGAGACACUCAUCAGCAAAGUCAUCGAUUGUUUCUUGCGGGCCACCACUCUUGACCAUCAGCCACCAAUGAAAUACACCGGGGGAAGAGAAGUCAAGAAAGAGUCUCGACAGGGACACCCGCAAGCCAGAGAGCAAUUGCAAGAUCGUCAGUUUCUUUUCAUUGACCAAAUACAUGAUGGGUUCACUCCAGACUUGCAGAAGGCCACUUCCUUUUUCGUGAGGCGCAACGUCUAUUUUACCUUUUUCAGCGAUCUGAGAAUACCAGAUAUGGACCGGGAGAUGGGAGAUGCACCUCCGGACCCUGACUUACCUACGUCUCCACUUUUCGUUCCGAGAGAUCAUUCACCUCCGGAUUUAGGAACAGCUCCCAUAGACACAUCAAGCCACCAUGAUGCCAGUCCAGACCGUGAGCGACAGAAAGAGAUACGUCGGGAGAGACGCCAAGAGAAGCGAGAUAGAAAGUUGCAGAAGCAACAGAAACGAGAAUAUCAGCUGGCUCGCUCGGAAAACCAUCCAAGGUCCAAUCCUGGCAACCUAUCCACAUCACGUUCUGCAUCUGAAAUGGAGCUCACUCGCAAUGAUACAAUGGAAGUCGGAGAAUCGGAGCAGAGACUAGAGAUAAUGACCAAUAGUGAGGCUGGAUUGGCUGCUAGAAGUGGAAGUUCGGCAGACGAAUCUGAGAUUAUUCCCCGGGGACUCGCUAUGCCCGAUGAACCAGAACAAGGGUCACAUAUCGAAUUGGGUCGGAUGCUCAGCGUGGAAGAGGAAUCAAGAAUCGACAUCGAUAAUGCUGAGUUGGACACAGAAAGUCAGCAGCUGCAAGUGAUUGAAGAAGAAAGCACAUCUGGGAGAGUAUCCCCGCAUGAUGAUCACAUGGAGGAGCCCGCAGACGCACAGAAUGGCGAAGCGGUAGAGACAACAGAGUCACCAUGGCCGAUGGGCGAAAAUGAAAGCACGCUAAGAAUGUUGGAAGGACGUGAGGCACCGGAUGAAGCACAGGGCCCGUCUAGGUCUAUGAGCAGAAAAAGUCACAUAAGGGAAAGCCAGAGGAGGAAACCAUAUGACCGGACACAGCGGCGGCGCCAGCGAGCACCUGAGCUGCUCAGCUCAACACCACAGGAUGCUUUGGAGCAGGAAAUAAACACACUAUUGCAGCCGACACAUAUGGGUGUUCAAGUUCCAACGGCAAGGCCUCUCACCACAAUCGAUUUUCUCGAAGAACACCGUCGACCACAAGCUAGAGCAGAUGUAGAGCUUAGUCGCCCGGAAGUCACAGAAGCGAGAGAUGCCCUGACCGGUGCAGAUAAGACAACAGAAAACCCGGGAUCAAUUGAUCAGGAGCGCGAAUAUCAUGUAGCGGUGGGUUCUGGGGCAGAGCCAUCUAGACAAUCGUCAGGGAUUGUACCUGUGGGUGACUCGCCGCAAGUUCAUGGAGGGGUACAGCAAGAACCCGUGGCGGAAGCCACUCCUCACAUCUCGCCGCGUGCAAGUGUCGAGGCGGCAGAGGCUCCCAGUCAACCAGAAACAACCCCGCACGCGGAUGAAGGAAGAACAGGAUAUCAAGUAGAGGAACAGGGCGGUAUCCAAGGCCGAGAGGAGGCUGCUGAGUCUGACUCAGAGGCUCUAGACAAAGCUUCAAAAGUGACGAUAAUAUUCCGUGCACGUGAUAAGAACGGCGAAUGGAACCAUAUGGUCCAUCAAAUGGUGGUCGACCGAUCCGAUCCGUCUCCUGUGGAAAGAAUGGCGGCAAAGAAUGCGCGCGAGCGACAUGCUACUUAUUAUGAUAAAAAUCUGCGUCAGGUGGCCCCUGCACUGUGCUUCAAUGCAGCGGUCGAAGAUGGUACAAAUACUGUCUUCAUGACAUUGGGUGACGAUCUAGUUCACAGUGAAGAAACGAUGGAUUCAAUCACGCGGGCACUACAAGAUGACAGCGACCGGGAUCGAGCGGCGAAACGCCGGCAGUAG